CUUGCCCUAUUUUAAUGCUUAGAACGGAUCGGUGCAGACUCUAAUGUUCAGAGGGCUCGUGAAGGUGCUGGGGUUUAGUAUAAUUCAACCUUUCAUAUUUGGGUUGAUAGGACACUACCUGAGAGCCACAUCAGUUUCGAAGCAUGCAAGGGAAGAGAAAAUGAUGAACAUUGGUCAUGAAGUGGCUCUGGGCGAUACGUUAGAAUAGAGUUCACUUUUGAAAUCGUAGGUUUGGACAUGCACUUUCAUAUGUACCUUAUUUUUAUUAGGACCAUACUUGAGCGGGAUAAACUGUUGGAGUUUGCUAAACUGGGAAGUUACCUGGAAUAUGACCUAUUCGGCGUGGAAUUGCUGAAUUAUGCGUUUUGCCCUGUUGUGGACAUGCCUUGUGACAUUGAAAGGAUCAAUUGGAUCCGUUUCUUGACUGAUGAAGGUUAUGGAGAUAACUUGCUCAUGGCCCAUGAUAUUCACACCAAGAACAGGUUAACUAAGUACGGAGGGCACGGCUUCUCUCACAUUCUCACCAACAUUGUCCCGAAAAUGAAGCAGAGAGGCAUCCCUCAGUCUGCCAUCGACAAGAUUCUGGUGGAAAACCCCAAACGUUGGCUAACGUUCAAAUAAUUAAAUGAACGCUGUCCGAAUCUUUAGAAAUAAUUCACAGUUGAUUUUAAAGAACGUGUUUUCUGAUAGACUGAAUUAUAAUUGAUUUAAGCCUUCUUCAUAAAAUCGUAAUGCUCAGCAUAAAGGAGAAGUAAUGAAAUAUUCUUAAACCGUGUUGAAUCGGGGCAAAGACUUGUGUUGAGAGCUUUGUGGUGAUCUGUUGCUGUAUAGUUUUGGGUGAGGAAACGUCGAGCAAAGUUAAUGGGGUGGAUCAUACAAUUUAGUGUAAUAGGAAGGAGAUUAAAGCGAUUAAACAGCCCAGUGGGGGCUAAUUUUAACUCGGGCGAUAGUUUCUUGAUUUGUUGCUUGCCUUCAUCAAUGUGGACAAUUAGUGCUAUGCAGAAGGCUGGCGUCAAUCAUGUAUGCAGCCUAAAUGUAUGCAAUAUUCCUGCGAUAAACUACAUGCCAAUACGGCAAUAAUGGCGGUCCUUAAAAGUUAUUUGUUUGCUGAAGACCAGCGUGAAUUGUCCCGAGAUCCCGGUAAAGUGACGAGACAAUUCAAAUGUUAAUCAACGAAUCUUCUCGCUUCUUUCUUAUCAAUAACUUUCAGAUUUGAAUAAGAACACCAUGUUAUUAACAGCGUGAAGGGCAAUCGAAUCCGAAUAAACAAUUCAUUUGUAAUCAAAAAA
This is a messenger RNA of Chiloscyllium plagiosum (whitespotted bambooshark), 1289 nucleotides long. NCBI's taxonomy places the organism in Eukaryota, Metazoa, Chordata, Chondrichthyes, Orectolobiformes, Hemiscylliidae. The record is from RefSeq and is a predicted model, not a curated record.